AUGACGAUGGCGAGAUUCAACAGUCAAAAGAACUCAACUUUGAAGCUUGCCCGUCUUGCCAUGAUGAUUGGUCAAUUGGAAGAUCAAAUGCGCCUUGGAUGCGCCUAA
This is a messenger RNA of Sclerotinia sclerotiorum 1980 UF-70, 108 nucleotides long. RefSeq lists its product with no specific name. Bases 1 to 108 code for a protein of 35 amino acids. The transcript has a single exon. The record is from RefSeq and is a predicted model, not a curated record. Lineage: Eukaryota; Fungi; Ascomycota; Leotiomycetes; Helotiales; Sclerotiniaceae.